AUGUCCGCAUCAUGGAAAACAGUGGAUGAUUUUUAUGAGCAUUCAAAUGUGGCUACGGUGCGACUAGAUGACAUAGCUAAACGUGGUUCGAUUGCUCCAGAGACCUUUGCAGCAAAAUGCUUCACCGUAGCCUAUGGCAUUGUGUUCUGUCCAAUUACCUGGAUCAUUAUCCGCGAUAUCGGCCAAUUGGCUUUAGUAUAUAUUACAACAUUUUACGCACGACUUAAAUUAAAGUUUUCGAACGUGAGUGAAAAACAGGAUCAAGUCUUCAUGCUUCCAUUUUGGAUAUGCGUCGUAAUCUGUGGACUGAUAAUGGGCAGCGGUACCAUCUGGGUGUACUAUUAUGAUGCGUUCUCGGGUCCACCUGGCACUGGAAUGCCGUGGUUCCUUGCGCUUUACUUCACUUUUCAAACAUUCACAACGAUUGGGCUUGGUGAUGUCAUGCCGAACAACAUUCCAGUCAGUUCUCAUUGA
This is a messenger RNA of Angiostrongylus costaricensis, 474 nucleotides long. The record is from the annotation of a GenBank genome assembly. Lineage: Eukaryota; Metazoa; Nematoda; Chromadorea; Rhabditida; Metastrongylidae.